UCUCAUUCAUAAACAAACCCAGGAGGGUCGCGAGUAGUCUUUGCUUGGUUCCUCAUUUCAGGUUCGGUGUGUUGCAUGCUUGAUGCUGCUCACCUUCGAGACGACACAGUUGAAUCAUUCUUUCGUGUGAGCGAGAAAGUAUAUUUACCUAACACAUCGUGCCGUAAGAUUGUUGUUCGGGUUUGCCUAUCUUUCAAGGAUAGUCUUGUUGUGACGUUUGGCAGUGGUGACCUAGUGUAGGUGGCCAAGCUACACCAGUUCUUCAUUACCAAGUGUAAACACGGGGAUGAUGUCAGAACACGAAACCCGGGACGCCAGAGGCCGACAGUGUUACUCUCACCUGAGUUAUGCAUCGUAUCGAUUUCCUCGGUCUUAGCGGUGCAAGGGUGGGUGAGUGACAUAAAUAUUAGUAUUGGAGUCGAAGUAUCACACCAUCGUGACAAGCGUCGAUUCAAGUCCGAAUAAUUCAUAAUUGUUCGACUUGGGGCAUUGGCAGUCCCUGUUUAAUUAAGUCGAACGUAAGUGAGAUGUGUUGAGUUUGGAUCGUAUAAUUUAUGAUUCCACUUGUGCUCCUCGAAUAUUUGGGUGAUCUACGGUUUGCAGUGGCGAUGUAAGGCGGACAGGUAAAUGUUGUGGCCAUUCCAGGUACUACAAUGCUCAGGAAAUACAUAACUCUGUGGAAGCGGUCUCCGUUUGAGAAAUGUCGCUUCUGGCCGCUGCUGACCACUUUAGUGCUCCUCAUCAUCCUACUGCAGGUAUGGCACAUGGCGCUCCUGUCCCGCCUGGAGGCCAAGGAUGCUCAGCGCGAGGACUCGAGGUCUUUGGUGGGCCGGCAGCUUCAAGGUCGGAUGUUCAGGACAGUCCUGGAGGAGAUGGAGGAGCGAGUGACCAACUCGUACCGCUUCGACCGCAGUGGAACCUACCACGUCCUCGACAACUUCUUGACCUCCGAGCACGUGGUUCGCGGUCGGAACUUGUAUGACGUCAGCGUCGUGACCCAGUGCUCGUCCAAUCAUCUCCACCACCUCUCGGACCUCGCCCAGCGCUGGAAUGGGCCCAUCUCCGUGUCCGUGUUCACUUUCGACGACGAUUUCGUCCACACUGUGUCGAGCAUGCUCCAUUUCCACUUCUGCAACGAUCACAUCUACCGCCACGUCAGCUUUCACCUAGUCUAUCCCAUUAGUCGCGCGCCGAAACACCUCGAAGGUCUGAGGGACCUCAAAUUGUCGUGCGCUGACCACGACCCUUCUUCCUCCUCGAGUGUAGACCUCAGUCCCGCCCAGCUCGGCGCAGGACCCAGCGUCGCGAAUUACGCCAGCGAGGACUUAGAGUACCCCAACAACCUGUUGAGGAAUCUCGCCAUCAACUACGCCCAGACGCCAUACAUUUUCAUGAUAGACGUCGACAUGGUUCCUUCGGAGAACCUCCGCCAGGAAUUCCAAAAGCUGAUGUCUUCACACAUCCAACACCCUCACUUUCCCGUCGCCACCACCAAAAACAAUAGCAGCAGCAGCAGUGGUGCUGACGCAGCUGUGGCCAACCCACUUUCAGCCUUUGUCGUGCCAGCAUUUGAAAUUCAAGAAAAGGUGCCAAUCCCAAAUACAAAAUCUGAAUUAUUAACGCUGUGGUUGAAGACACAGGUGAGACCCUUUUAUUGGGAAGCGUGUAAUCCUUGUCAGAAAUUGACUGACUAUGACAAGUGGCGACGGCUGGGUAAAGGAGGUCCGCUGGCUGUAGCAUAUUCAGUGGAGAGAAAUGCGUUAUGGGAACCCUUCUACAUUGCCAAGACCUCAGUGCCACUUUAUGAUGAGCGUUUCAAGCAGUACGGAUUUAAUCGUGUCAGUCAGGU
Aplysia californica (California sea hare) is the source of this 1849-nucleotide messenger RNA. Its product is annotated as beta-1,4-glucuronyltransferase 1. NCBI's taxonomy places the organism in Eukaryota, Metazoa, Mollusca, Gastropoda, Aplysiida, Aplysiidae. Gene Ontology annotation, molecular function: glucuronosyltransferase activity. The record is from RefSeq and is a predicted model, not a curated record.